This is a messenger RNA of Closterium sp. Naga37s-1, 884 nucleotides long. The record is from the annotation of a GenBank genome assembly. NCBI's taxonomy places the organism in Eukaryota, Viridiplantae, Streptophyta, Zygnematophyceae, Desmidiales, Closteriaceae.
AUUAAGGGGGUCGCCAUUGGCGGUCCGCUGCGCCGGCUCUGGCUCGGACGGCAUCAAUUGGACGAAACCCGCCGACACCGCACGAGACGGCGCGAACGCCGGCACCAGCAGCGACAGCGGCAGCGGCAAGGGUAGUGGCAGCGACAACAGCGGCAGCAACAGUAGCAGCAGCAGCAGCAGCAGUUCUCAAUCUAGCAGCAAUGGCGCCUCGAGCAACAGCGGCUUUAGCGGCUUCGACGGCUUUAAGAACUACGCAUCGUCGUUCCAAGGCUUUGGCAAGGGUGGCGAAAGCGGGAACAGCGCCGGGAAAGGCGGCGGAAAUGGCGGCGGGAAUGGCGGCGGGAAUGGCGGCUUCAACUUCCGAAACUUCGCCGCCGGCAGUAAGAGCGGCAACGGCGCCGGCGGAAUUGGCGGCAACCGGGGAAGCGCGAGCAGCGGCAGCAGCAGCGGCGGCGUGAGCGAUCCGCAGAAGAAACUCGCGGAUAUCGUGGCGGACGUGCGGCGGCUCGGGCUGUCGGGCAUAGUUUUCGGCGCGAUCUGCGGCAUGCACGGCGUGGUUCACGGCACGCUGGGCGGCACGGGCGAUCGCGUGCUCGAUGGGCUCUCGCAGAUAUGGUUCAUCUUCAUCCUGCUGGACGUGGUCCUAACGGCUGCCACGUGGAUUGCUGGAGGCGCCGCGGAGCUGCUGGUUCUGUCGUUCGCCAUGUGUCCUUGGUGCGGCCAUCAGUUCCACUAUCACAGGGACUUCUUUCAAGGAGUGAUGGCAUGUCCUCGGUGCUUCCAUCCCCUUCGAUUUGAGAACGGCAUGUUCCUCCGUGACCGUCCACGCUUCUCGCGUGUGGAUUUCAGCUAUGAUGUCUUUGCCGAAGCAGAGGAGGAGGAUG